Molecule: messenger RNA, 4508 nt
Organism: Ictalurus punctatus (channel catfish)
Lineage: Eukaryota; Metazoa; Chordata; Actinopteri; Siluriformes; Ictaluridae
Gene: ptgir
Product: prostaglandin I2 receptor
Exons: 3
Coding region: 483-1601 (372 amino acids)
Biological process (GO): inflammatory response; adenylate cyclase-activating G protein-coupled receptor signaling pathway; negative regulation of smooth muscle cell proliferation
Cellular component (GO): plasma membrane
Molecular function (GO): prostacyclin receptor activity; thromboxane receptor activity
Source: RefSeq, a predicted model, not a curated record
ACACCGGUUCCUCUGCUCUGUCUCUCCUCCCUGUUUCUCACGUCUAUACUACACGACUCCCAGACAACCAACAGUCAGUCGUUACAGCGAGGCACAGGAAACAGCGACAGGAAGCUUUAGCGUCGUUAAAACUUUCAUUUCGACCGAACUACAGCGUCAUUAUCCUACAUCAUAUAUCAAAAAUACCUGAGGCUUUUUACGUGCGUUUAUUUGACGCGAGUUAUGGAGCAGCUGUUACAGAUGUUUGAUCAAACUUAAUUGAAAAGGAAAUCACACUCUGUGCCGGUUCCCUGUGUCGACGGGUUUUAUUGUUUGUUUGUUUGUUUUGUUUUUACUGAAUAUGAGGUUUGUGUAAGGACGAAUUUGAAGCAUCUUUAAUACAGAUAUUUUAUCGACUCGGCUGAAAUGCACAGUUUCUGACAGAUAAACAGAAAUGGGAAAUCCUCUAACAGUCUUCCUGGGCUCAGGGUAAGAGCGACUCAAUGAUGAUCCCAAACAGUGCAUGUGAAAAUGUCACGCACAUCGAAGUGCAAAAGAACCCUGCGAACCUGGUGGUCAGUGCCAUCAUGUUUCUUGCUGGUGUGGUGGGCAAUCUGCUAGCUCUGGCCAUUCUCGGGGUCCACCAAAAAGAACGACGGACCAAAUCCAAUGUCUUCUGCAUCCUAGUAACAGGACUUGCUGUGACAGAUCUAGCAGGGACGUGCUUGCUCAGUCCACCAGUGUUUGUGUGCUAUGCUCAUGCUACCUCCCUGGUGGGCUUAACUGGCGACAUGCAUCUCUGUGGCUCCUUUGCCUUCGCCCUGACCUUCUUUGGUCUGGCAUCCAUGCUGAUCCUGUGUGCCAUGGCAGUGGAGCGCUGCCUGGCCAUCAGCCACCCAUAUUUCUACUCCAAGCACGUACGGCGCCACUUCGCCAAAGUUGCGCUAAUCCUUAUCUACCUUUUUACAGGUGCUUUCUGCCUGCUGCCCAUCUUUGGCAUUGGCCGCUACAAGCAGUACUGCCCUGGCACAUGGUGCUUUAUUAAAAUGGAGGCUGGGAAUGAGGAUAAGGAAGAGGGGAGGCGCACACUCGCCUUCUCCCUCUCUUAUUCUCUCUUAAUGGCCUUGCUCAUUGCUGUUGUCUUUGUCUGUAAUGGCUCAGUCAUCGUCAGUCUGUGCCGAAUGCACCGAAGCCAGAUCACACGCCGAGGUUCUGUGGUCUCGACAGGGCGCAAGAAAAGGCUUAGCACCUGGUUUGGCCAGGGUGAGGAGGAGAUGGACCACCUGGUGCUGCUGGCCUCCAUGACUAUCAUCUUUGUCAUCUGCUCCUUGCCUCUCACUAUAUUUGGCUUCGUCAAUGCCAUCAGCCAAGGAUCAGGCAACGACGAAAGGAACCUCCUGGCGUUCCGUUUCUCUGCCCUCAACCCCGUGGUAGACCCCUGGGUCUUCAUCAUCUUCCGCAAGUCCAUCUUCCAGCAUGUGCGUGCACUCUUAUAUUGCCGAUUCAGCAAGGCGGCAGUGAAGAACACAGCCCAAGAUGGCCUCUCGCAUCGCUUAGAGAGCAUGGUGCCUGCAGAGUCCAGUGCUCUCCAGAGCAAAAUUUUCAGUGACAUCCCUCAGUGAAAGCCAGCAGCAAACCAAGGGUCAAGGGACAUGUUGAAAUCUGGAGACAUUUCAUGCAUUUGUUAAUAUUCAGUAACCACUUUAUCUUGGUCAGUGUUGCAGUGGAUUCAGAACUUAUUUCAGAAACACCGGGCAUGAUGCAGGAAUACACACUGGAUUGGAUUCCAGUCUUUACAUCAUAUUUAUACACAUUCACGCAUGCAUUCACACCUACGGGCAAAUUUGUGUCCCUAAUCCAUCUACUGGCAUGUUUUUGGUAGAUGGGGGAAAACCAGAGACCUGGUGGAAAGCCUGCAUGGACUUGGGGAGAACAUUCAAUUACUAGAGCUUAGUAAUGAACCGGGAAAGCUGGACACAGUGAGGUGGCAAUGUUACCCAAAACCCCACCUUGCAACCCCAAUAGGAGACUUCAAAAAAGAAAAAAAACUUUAAAGACUACACAUAUUCAGAAACUACUGUCAGAAGCAUCAGUUCUAUACAGAAUGAUGGACUAUACUGUAUGUACAAUAGAAAAUGAAUGUGCGCGUGUGUGUGUGUGUGUGUGUGUGCGUGUGUGUGUAGGAAUAAGGCCUUCUUAAGGCAUGUGUGUACAGUCCUCAAUAUGUGAAGCACAAACCAUGUUCGAACUAAAUAUUACUUCAGAACUAUUGUUGUCUACAAUAGCCAUCAAUUCUAUUCAGAAAGACAGUAGUGUAUCAUUAAUAAAUACGCAAGGUAUAUCACAAAAACAUUGAGUAUCACCCACUGGCCAUUUUAUUAGUGACACCUAUACCCCAGCACAUUCACACAAUUAUCUAGUCAGCCAGUCAUGUGGUGGCAGCACGAUGCAUAAAAUCAUUUACUCUAUAUACAGGUCAAGAGCUUCAUGGAAUGUGCACAUAAAACAUAAAUGCCUAAAUGUAGUUCUGUAUAUUUGCACUCCGCCUUCAGAGUGAAGGUAUGUGCUAUUUACGCAUUGUCUCAGAUCAUUUCAAGGCUACUAUCACAGCACAUCCAUUAAACACAUGGACCAGGUGAUACAUAUCAUAUGAGUUUUCUAGGAUCUAAACUAAACUCUGAAUUAAGCUAGAAACCGAGUGAAGUGUUGAAAAUAUUGCUUUUUUCUGCAUGCACUCUCUUUUGAUAGGCAUCGUUUUUGCAACAGAAAAUCACAUUGCAUCUAAAUAUAAGAACUUGUUAAGCCUAGUUCACACUGUACCAACAGACAGGUUUGUCAGGUUUUGUCAGAUCAGUGUGUUAACUUUUUGUUGGCGGCUGUUGACGUUGGUCGGCAUUUGUUUUGCCGACUAGUGUCAGCAAGCAGUGUUGUAUGAACUCUAAUGUGAUCUGACCGAGCACAAACCACUGCUCUAACGAUCAGGCAAGUGUCCUUGAAAACUCUAUAGAAACGACAGCCCAUGUGCUAGGUGCUAGGUGUGUUAAAUUGUUGUUGUGGGUAAAAAGGCAGAUUUCGGCAUGAAUAAAAAAAAGAGGAUAAAUUAUAUAUCGAUGUGUUAUAUAAAUAAAAUUGUUCAUUUUGUUCAUUCGUUUCACUCUUCGUCUUUUCAGGUGAAGAAUGACACAUAAAGACACUAGUGAUAGUACAGUUUUGAUUUUGGUAAAAGGAUAAUCCAAUUUUAAACCCGUCUGUCUAUUAAAAAUAAGUUUGUUGGUAUCUGUUGGGGCAGUGUGAACAUGGCAGUUUUGUUUACCGACAUUUUUAUCCAACGGUCCACUUUUAAAUGCUGGUGAUUGACGGUGUCUGUCGGCAUCAGUUGGUGCAGUGUAAACUAGGCUUUAGAGUUACGAGGUUCCAUCUUACUAUUCUUUGUUUUUCUUUUCAUAUUGAGCUUCAAAAACUUGACUCUCUGUAGUUCAGACACAUAACUCUCUCUCUCUCUUUUUUCCCUACUUUUAAACAGUAUUGUGAAAAGUUCACACAUCCAUGUAUAUUCUGGAUCUUAUAAACAUAAAUUCACUUUAAUCAAACAUGGCAAAAGCUUAGAAUUUCAAAGUCACAAUUGUGUAAGUUCAUUCAUUGAAACCAAAUGUCUAAAGUUUUUCAGUGGUCAUUUUUUAUUCACGUUUCUCAACACAGACAAAAAUUUGCACUUGUUACUUGGUCUCUGUGGUUUGUUGUUUGUAAUGUGACAAAGGAAAGAUUUUAAUACAACAUGUGGUAAUAAUCAUUUAUGUUGUAAAAAUCUUCAAAAUCAUUUUUGUGGUGUCUGAAACAUCUCGGCUCUUGCGUGACCUUCUCUUUUAGCUCAUGUCACAAUUAUAAUUCAUACUCAGCCUAAAUCAAAGUGCUGUACAGAUGCUUUUAGAACUGUCCUGGACCCAAUGUAAACGCUUAAUGGGAAUCAGAAAUACAAUGCAUGCUGCAAGCAGGAGAUAAUUUUACCUUCCAUAUUUGGGUGUUGGAACAUUUUGUCUAUCAAGGAAAUGUCCUGGUGUUUUUGUAUACCGAGCAUUUGAGGAAGUGGUAGGCAUUAAUAUCAGCAGUGGAAAAUGUGAGGUUGGUCUCCCCAAACUUUCGAAACAGACAUAUCCUCUAGAGUAGAUGCGGUAGAGGUUUUGUAGAUAAGUUCGCAGUUCAACUUUCAUUGUUUUAACAAAAUAUACCAACUACUUGCUAUUACACAUCAUACAGUAUGCAAACCAGUUAUCUAUGAAAUAUACCAGAGAUGUGCUUAUUUUUUUGGUGUUUGAAAAGGAAUAUCCUCAGUGGUGUAUAUAGCAGUGAAGUCUUUGUAUGUACAGUACAUGCCACAUCUGGUUUGUGCGAGUUUUGUGUGCAGCAUAUUAAGCUUUUCCCAUUCUGACUUGCACUCAACUCUUUUUUUUUUUCAUUCAGUGUUACAAAAGAGAGAUUUUGCUUGCCAAAUCAUGGUGAGUUGAAAAAAUAAUAAACACUUCUAAAGAAUA